UGUUGUUUUUUUUACGUCUGCGACGUAAGUAAGUCACGACUGUCUGUCCGUUGCAUCAAACAGCGAACGGCUCGGUUUUGCCUGACCUGAAAUAUGCCACAUUCACACAGGAUCGACAUGUGUCACCAAACUAGAAAGGGCAAUCUUCCCGCAGCCUGACUGAGUAAACUAGCCAGCCACUUGGCCACCUCCUAGCCCAGGUUAGCUGAGUGCAGUCGGCGCAUCACGAACCAACAAGCAGCUACCGAGAGAAGAUGGCGGAGUACUCGCCUGUCCUGCCGAUGAGGGAUGGUGGAGCGAGGUUUGGUAUCGGACAGCCCAUCUUUCCCCGGUCCCGGUCCGGUUCAGAGUCCGACAGUGAACUGUCUCAGAGUCUGGCCCGAACCAAGAUCCGGUCUUACGGGAGUACGGCUAGCGUCGCGGCUUCUCUCGGCGAGAAAUACAUAGAGCAUCGGGUCACAGACAGCGACACUUUGCAGGGCAUAGCCCUCAAAUACGAAGUAACGAUGGAGCAGAUCAAGAGGACUAACAAGAUGUUCAGUAACGACUGUAUCUUCCUGCGUAACACCCUCAACAUCCCUGUGGUCUCAGAGAAGACCUCUCCCUUCAACGGCCUGUCUCUAGAGUCCCCCGACGGAGAUCCCCAGGACCAGGACUUCAACCCCCUUUGUGUGGGGCAGGACAGGGACACUGAGGAGGACCCCUCACCACCCCUGGCUCCUGGGGAUAAGGACAGUAGUAGUUAUAAACGGCCCCAGCCGGAAGAGCUGUCGGCUCAAGACUUCCUGCACAGACUGGACUUGCAGAUUAAACAGUCAAAGCAGGCAGCACGCAGGCUCAAAGAAGAGGAAGUGAGGGACAGUGAAGAGGAAUACACACUUCCUGUUUCAUCAUACCAGGAGAUCUAAAGGACACGUUUACCUGAAGCCCUGAUUAACACCCAUCCACCCAUCAAUCCUUCCUGUAUCUCUCUUUUACCAAACCAUCACACUGUCAUGUCUAAGUGUUUCAACUGAGGAUUCAUCCUUUGCCUUUUUAAUAUUAGUGUCAUUAUCAUAUGUUUUAUUAUUAGUAUUCUUCUGGUUUUGUACUGUUCAACUGCUGUCAAUCAUCUGAACAGCAGGUAGUCUGUUACUAUGACACUCAUCCACUCACUACAAGUCUACAUGCUAAGUCUACAUGCUGCUGCAGUACAGAAUAACUCUCUGGUCUGUGUAUACCACACACACACAUACACAGGAAACACACAGGUGUGUGUGUGUGUGUGUGUGUGUGUUUGGGGGAUUAGUUCGAUACUGGCUUUUACCCUAACUCUGAUGAUCCAAUCCCUCCUAGAAUAGCAUCAGUCCACCAGAUGGAUGGAGAAGCCUCCAGUAUUACCUCCUCUUCCUCCUCCUCUUUUCCUCCUCUCCUCCUCUUUUCCUCCUCCUCUCCUUCUCUUCUAUUCUCUUCCUCCUCCUCUUCCACUCCUCUCUACUUCCUCCUCUCCUCCUCCUCCUCCUCUUUUCC
Molecule: messenger RNA, 1509 nt
Organism: Oncorhynchus gorbuscha (pink salmon)
Lineage: Eukaryota; Metazoa; Chordata; Actinopteri; Salmoniformes; Salmonidae
Gene: lysmd2
Product: LysM, putative peptidoglycan-binding, domain containing 2
Exons: 3
Coding region: 255-908 (217 amino acids)
Source: RefSeq, a predicted model, not a curated record